AUGUCUCUCCUGGAUCUCGGCGACAGAUUGGGGCCUUCGGGCAGCCUAAUCGGCGCCGGCCUCGUUCUUCUCCUGGCCUACUUCAUCAUCAACCCAGUGUCACUCGAUCGCGAAGAACCACCUUUGGUGCGCCCCAAGGUCCCAUUCAUCGGACACAUUAUAGGCAUUUUCCAACACUCUUGGUACUACCUUACCAUGGUCUACCACAGGUCCAACAAACUCUCAAUAUUCACCCUCCCAAUGCUCAACGGUAAGAUGUACGUCAUUGCAGACCCGGAGCUCACCCAAUCCUUUCUCCGCAACCGCCACCUCAGCUUCGACCCUCAUCUCCGGGACACCAUUCUCGGCCUGGCGUGUAUCCGCCCCGAGACGUUGGUCAUCUGGGAUAACCCGGAUUUCUACAUCCCCUGGGUGAAAAUCAUCUACGACCACAUGGGGGGCAAGUCUCUCCUCCAGCUCAACACGUCUGUUCUCAGACACAUGGCAGCCAGCUUGAACGGGCUAGACGCGGCAGGCUUGCAGGUGGAGGACCUGUACAAAUGGAAUCGCGACAUUCUCACCCUCGCCAGCACGGAUUCCCUGUACGGUGAAAAGAACCCCUUCAGGAGAAACAAGGAACUCAUCGAGGCCUACUGGACAUACGAAAGGGAAAUCCCCAAAAUGAUGCCCAAUAUCCUCCCGUCCCUAAUCGCACCAAAAGGAUACCGUGCCCGAAGCGACCUGAUCCAGGCCUUCACAAACUACUUCAACGCCGGCUACGACGCGUCGCCCGAAGUCCCACCCCUGGUCAAGGACCGGUGCGCAUACGCCUCGAAAUUCCAGAUGCCCCCCUCAGAGAUCGCCGCCAUCGAACUCAUCUUCGCCCACGGCGCCCUGUCCAACACCUUCCCGACGUACUACUGGCUCUUCACGCGCGUGUUCAAUCAGCCCUCCCUCGUCGAGCGUCUCCGCGAGGAAGUAUCCAGCGUGAUCGAAGAGACCGGGACCACGAGCGACGGGCAGCGAAAAGUCACUUUACACGCCGAAAAGUUGGAGGAGAAGUUGCCUUUGUUAAUGUCUUGUUACCGCGAGACCCACCGGCUAUCCGCCGACGGGAUCAUCGCCAGGAAGGUGAUGGCCGAUACGACCAUCUCGGACGGGCAGAAGAGGAGCUACGUCCUCAAGAAGGGUUCCCAUGCUCAGGCUCUGCAGGGUGGUAUGCAAAAGGACAAGGACAUCUGGGGUGAGAACGUGAAGGACUUUGUGGGAGACCGUUUCCUGAAGUUGGCCGAGGAGAAGGGGGAGAUGGUGUCGAGUUACACGGCAAGGGGCUUCUUCGGGUUCGGCGGCGGGAAGCAUAUCUGUCCUGGCCGGUUUUUCGCCGGAGGUGAGAUUCUCGGGUCGAUGAUCUUGCUACUUUCGAGUUUCGAUGUUACAACACCGGAAGGAGGCGCGAUUCCGGUCCCGGGGGCGACCAAGAUUCCCGUCACUGGGUCCAUGGGCAAGCCGGUGCCUGGUAGUGACUUGAGGGGGAGGAUCACAAGACGACCAGGUUGGGAGAACGUGCAAUGGGAGAUUGCCCCGUGA
Molecule: messenger RNA, 1566 nt
Organism: Colletotrichum truncatum
Lineage: Eukaryota; Fungi; Ascomycota; Sordariomycetes; Glomerellales; Glomerellaceae
Product: prostacyclin synthase
Molecular function (GO): iron ion binding; heme binding; oxidoreductase activity, acting on paired donors, with incorporation or reduction of molecular oxygen
Source: RefSeq, a predicted model, not a curated record